Messenger RNA from Acanthosepion pharaonis, 693 nucleotides. The record is from the annotation of a GenBank genome assembly. NCBI's taxonomy places the organism in Eukaryota, Metazoa, Mollusca, Cephalopoda, Sepiida, Sepiidae.
AUGUCUUGUCUUGCCAUCCACCGCAACAUUGUUGCGCAAAUGCGCCCCGAAAUACAUUGUACCAUCUCACAUACACCCCUCACUAUCUUUCUCUCCUCCUCUCUCUUUCUCUCCCUCUCUCUCUCUCUCUUUUCACAGCCUCACUUUCGCUUUCUUAAUUCCUUCUUUCUUUCACCAUCUCUCUGCAUCAUUCUAACACAUAUGACUCUUAUUACUUGCUUUUUUAUAUCUCUUUCUUUUUCUCGUCCUACCAUUUUCCCUUUAUCUGUUAUCAUCUCUUACCCCCUCUCUCUCUAUCUAUCUAUAUAUCUAUCUAUCUAUCUAAAGAUGAUCAUAUCUAUCUAUCUCAGUCUAUUUGUAUCUAUCUCAGUCUGUAUCUAUCUGUCUAUCUCAGUGUGUUUCUAUCUAUCUAUCUAUCUAUCUAUCUAUCUAUCUAUCUAUCUAUCUCAGUCUGUUUCUAUCUAUCUAUCUAUCUAUCUAUCUAUCUACCUAUCUAUCUACCUAUCUAUCUAUCUCAGACUGUAUCUAUGUGCCUCUCCCUUUAUCUAUCUCAGUCUGAUUCUUUCUAUCUAUCUAUCUAUCUAUCUAUCUCAGUUUGUUUGUAUCUAUCUAUCUAUCUAUCUAUCUAUCUAUCUAUCUAUCUAUCUAUCUCAGUCUUUCAUUAUCUAUCUAUCUAUCGCUCUCUCGCUUUAG